Styela clava is the source of this 5051-nucleotide messenger RNA. The record is from RefSeq and is a predicted model, not a curated record. NCBI's taxonomy places the organism in Eukaryota, Metazoa, Chordata, Ascidiacea, Stolidobranchia, Styelidae.
CACUAUACUUUAAUGAAUUACUCAGCCAUUUGUUGUCCGAUUCGCGUCAAACUUAAAAUAUAUUACAUUGAUGUAAUUCUCUAUACAUGCAUUCAAUUUUCUUGUCGACCGGAUCAUUUUUUAUGUCUUAAUUGUCUUAUUUUUCACUGCGCCACUAAAUAUUUAACUUCGGAUGGGGAAUCACCUCGCUGCGUCACGCAACUCGAGUGAAAAGUGCGUGCGUGAAGACAAAACACGCUUUACAUCGUUGCGUAAAUGCCAGAUGUUCAAUCCAUGUCGCGAGCGACGGUGAUAAUGACGUCCGUAGAGUUUCCAGUGCGGCACUUUCAAGUUGUUUCAAUCUAAAACGUCUCGUUUUAUUCUCUAUUAUUUUUGGAAUCUGGCCGUACUGUAGUUCUCAGUAUUAUAGUGAGUUCCAUGUGCGAGUAGAUCAGUAAAUACACCAUGGAAUAACUAUGAUAUGCAUUUGCAGUAUUAUAUUUUUUGAAUGUUUUUUUUUUUCUGUUAAAUAAUAUUUGAUCUAUUUUUUAUAUAUCCGCAUAGCAAUAAUUUUUAAGUUGCUGCUAUCUAGUCUACACCAAUAUGAGUGUUGGUCCACUCGCAUUGGAACUUAUUAUAGUAUUUUGUCUCGCAGUAUUUCUCUUGCAUCAUUAUGGAAAUAUUACAAAGCAACAUCCAUUGGUUACAUUCGUGACAUUAACAGCGUGGUAUUUCAGCUUGAUCAUUGUUUUUAUUCUACCAUUGGAUGUAUCAUCAACAUUUUAUCGACAAUGUCAAAACAUGUCCGAGGAAAAUGAAGUAGAGGUUGUUGAAAAUAAAACAAUCAAAGGAUCAAAUUACACUCAAAAUGCUCCUACUAAUGGUACUGAUGAUGAUACAGUAAAAGAUGUUAGUGAUAAGUACUGUGAAAUGCCAUGGAGUUAUGUACCGUCAUACACACUGCCAAUAAUGUGGAGGAUCGUUUAUUGGACUGCGCAAUGUCUUACUUGGGUAAUCUUACCUUUCAUGCAGUCAUAUUCAUGGUCAGGACAAUUUUCUACAGCAGGAAAAAUCAAACAUGCAUUGAUAAAAAAUGCUGUUUAUUAUGGAACAUACUUGCUGAUUUUCAUUGUCUUAUUAAUUUAUGUCGCAACAAGACGGGAUAUCACUUUAAAUUUUUCUCAGCUCAAAGUGAUUGGCAUUACUGCAUCCAAUACGUGGGGUCUAUUUUUGCUUGUGCUUCUUCUUGGUUACGGCCUCGUUGAAGUUCCAAGAACUGUAUGGCGCGCUGCAAAUCCUGUAUUGAUGAUGUCAUACGUUCAUUUCAAGCUUGCAAAACUAAGCACAGAAAAGCAAGAAGCUUCUGAAACAAUGGAAGACAUUCUAGAGGAUGUAAAAAGAAACUCGGAAGCUAUUCGAUACAACCAUCCUUUACGAAAAUACGUAAACACAAUCAUUGCUAAAUGCCCUGAUGAAUUUCAGGAUAAGAUUAGUCAGGGAAUGGAUGAUUAUGUUGAAUACGAAGAUCAGAGACAUGGCCAGGAAAAUGUUACGGAAAAAUCACUUGUCCGAUUGCAUACUAGAGUUAUUGAUGCUGCUCAGAUGAAAAAGCGUACUGUCAUUCAAUGGAAAAUAUUAAUGGAUAAAGCAAUACAUUUAGACACAGUUGUGAAGAAUAUAAGAAAUGGUGAUGGUCUAUGGGUAGAUAGUCCAGUUAUUGAUAAACGAAAACUACCAUUUUUCUGUACACCUACUCUAAAAUGGUAUUGGGAAUGCAAAAUCAGACCCAUUCUCCUGAAAAUAUCAGCAUUCUGUUUAAUGAUUUUAUCUCUUAUGGUAGUUUGGUCUGAAUGCACAUUUUUCAAUGCUAAACCUGUGUUAUCGCUUUUUGCGAUCUUCAUCAAUCUUGCUAAAACAAGUUAUAGUUAUUUCUACAUUGAACUUGCUUGUUUCGCAACAAUAUCCUAUCUUUGCAUUUGUGCAUAUUACACUAUAUUUCGCAUGAAAAUCUUCAACAUUUAUUAUAUUGCGGGCCAUCACCAAACGAAUGAACCAAGCUUAAUGUUUGUCGGAAUAAUGCUAUGUCGUCUCACACCACCAAUGUGUUUGAAUUUUCUUGGUCUUAUACAUUUGGACACUCAUAUAUCCAGUUUCACGAAUAUUGAAACAUCCUAUACACAGAUCAUGGGUCAUCUCGAUGUGAUCCCAAUUAUUUCAAAUGGAUUCAACAUAUAUUUUCCUAUGCUGGUUGUUCUCCUUUGCAUCGUAACAUACUUCAGUUUAGGACACAGACUUCUGGCUUUUAUAGGUUAUGAACAAUUUAUAGAUGGCAAUGUCAAAGGUGAAUUCACAGCAGAUUUUGUAGAGGAAGGAAAGCAACUUGUUAACAGAGAGUUACGACGUCAAGAAAGAGAAAUAAAGAGUUUGAAUCGAAUACAAAUGCAUGGUACUACAAGCGACAUAUCAACACGACAAUGGCAAGGAAGAAGCAUGCGAGAAGUUGAAGAUAAACAUUUGCAGUCAAUGAGAACAAACGACAAGGUAGAACUUUUGAGUGAUACUGAACCAUUGGAUUACAGCUCAGUUAGGGGUGAACAAUCUGCAAAUACUAGUGAUAGCUUUUCAGAGAGAGACAGUGGUAGCAGAUGGGCCUCAUCAAGAAAUUGGUCAACGCAACGAGUAACUGCGAAGAGACCUCCGAAAAAUAUUUUUGAUGAUGUGUAGAUGUUACCUUCAAAAUUCAUUAUGUUAUAAUGUAAUCUUCAAGCAAUUUUUAAUUUAAUAUAUUUUACUGAUAGCUACUGUAUUUAUUGUAUUGUGCAACUAAUGUUUUAUAUUUCUCCAUAUUGUUCUUUGCCUGAUGUCUAUUUUUAACUGUAUACCAUAGUUUUUAGUCUAAAAUUGUCAGUAUAUUCAGAUUUAAAUACUUCUUAGAUUAGAUUUGUUGAAGGUACUUUUUGCAACUUCUGUGUGUGUGUUUUUUUUGCCUCAAGGGUAUGAUAAAUAUGUGUUUGAUAUGUAUGUGAUUCCAUAUAACCUUCAAUCUACAUUCAACAAAUAUACAACCACUGACCAUGCUAAAUUAUUCAAGAAAGGCUCGUCAAACCAAGAGGGAUUAGGACAUAUUUUAUUUACAUCGAUGCAUUACUGCUUUAUUAAUCAAUAUUUUCCACUAAUUAGUUCACCUGCUUGCAAUAAUAAUAUAGCUAAUCAAACCAGAUGCCUUAUGUUCAUUUUCAUAUUUGUCCGCAAAUUGAAAGUACGUCAUCAAAUAAUAUUAUACAUUCUGGAUAUUUCAUCUUGGUUCAAACAUAAUUGACGAUAAUAGUAUGGAGCUAGCUGUUAUUAUUGAAAUUUUCGGGAGUAAUUUACUAUAUCAAUGCAUAAUAAUGGAACCUAACAUAUUUUAGUAUUAAUCAAAAUUCAAGAUUUAAACCUUAUGCUGCACCGUCGACUUUAUAAAUGGUGUAUUCACCUAUUAAUUUACUACAAACAGAUAUAAGUGUGUAUUAUUGGAUACACCAAACUUAGUUUAUUUCUUGCCUAUCUUAGCUUUUUAUUUAUAUAUAUAUAUCCUUUUAUGGUAACCGUUAGUUUAUCUGUUGAGGAAUUUGAUAUUUUAGGUCACACAGUCGAAUGUAAAGUUUUGUAUUGCAAAUGCACUUAUUCGUAAUUCCGUAACAUUGGGAUGCAUAACAUUACCAUUCAGAUUGACUAAAUAAACUUAGCUUGAUUCACUCAUUUUCAAAUAAGAAUUGGUAUUGUAAGUUUGCUAUAUAUUUUUUAGUUUGACAGUCUAUUUUUUUUAAUUACUGACCCACAAUGUCAAAUGAGAGUGACCAAGACUCUGAAUGAGCCUACAAUAAAAAGAGUGAAGAUAUUCAUACUUAAAAAGGGUUGCAUUUUAAAGUCCUUUGCUGCUAAUAUUUUAGUACGUCUGUUCAUUUGUUUGACAAUGGCAUUCUUGUUUGGUUACACCUAUGUAAUUAAAUUACUGCUGAGUUGAAUGUUGUCACAUUACUUCUAUGUUAGUAGUUCCAACAGAAGAAAAACAUGGGAAAAGUGUAACAAAUUUUGUUUUGUUGUUAUUGUAUUCCUUUAAUAUUUUACAUUUAUAUUGCUGUUAUCAAAGUACCAAUUUUUUCAAGUACAAUAGUAUCACCCUAGUUUGUAGUGCAAUUUUAUCAAGUACUUUUUUGCCAUACUAUUCAUUAUUAGUACUUUAAUGCAGUAGUUGCAGUCAAUGCUUCUUUCAUUGUCAUAAUUUUUAUUGCUUAUUUUACAUAAAAUCAACAUGUCAUCAUCAGUAGCUUCACAGAUAUACUAAUAAUAUUUGCUCCCUGAAUCAGCUAACGUGACUCUGACUGUAAUGGGCAUGCUUUAUACUUUUGAUAUAAUAGGCAGAGUGCAGUAGCUAAAACCCUUCAUAGUACAAUUUCAACAGGAUUGGAAAAUGCGUCCAUAUUUUUCAGAAAUCACAUUGUCCUACGAUUUUAGCUUCACCCAGUAUCCCAUGGAAAAAAUGUCUAUAUCGUGUAAUAUUCUUAUUGAAAGUACCGGUAGUUGGGCUGUGCAAAAGCUUUUAUUUUAUUCAAAUCACCAUCGGAGCACUUGCAUUACUGUGCUCUAUCAUCUUCACUAUUUUGAAUUGUCUGUUUUCAAGUUAUGAUCUAUCUAUUCGUUGACCAUAGUAUGUAAAAAGCUUAUAAGUGAUUUUGCUCAUUUGCACACAACUAAUUGAUAUAUCACUGAUCCGUGUGUGUAUAUAUAUAUAAUAGUUACUGUGGUAGGAUAUGUUUUUCUACGUUGGUGCAGUUUGAAUUCAGUAUCACUGGGAAUCAAUGAAGUGUGGCUGGUUAGAAUAAUGUCAUUUUAAGUGAAAUAGGGGCAUUGCUGCUGUUUUAAUGCUUCAUUGCUUUUUGGAAUAAGAUGUGAUCAAAUUGCACUAAAGUGAACCAGAUCCCAAGUAGGCCCUACUUCAAUUUUAAACCAGUGCACAAUGUUAAAAUCUUGUUUUAAUGUGUUUUGAAGAUUAAUAUAAUUUCUUGUUUAUUUAUGUUAUUAUUAUAUUA